Molecule: messenger RNA, 1434 nt
Organism: Phascolarctos cinereus (koala)
Lineage: Eukaryota; Metazoa; Chordata; Mammalia; Diprotodontia; Phascolarctidae
Gene: RPP14
Product: ribonuclease P/MRP subunit p14
Biological process (GO): tRNA 5'-leader removal
Cellular component (GO): multimeric ribonuclease P complex; nucleolus
Molecular function (GO): ribonuclease P RNA binding
Source: RefSeq, a predicted model, not a curated record
ACGCUCGUGGGGGCCGCGGGAGUGCCCGUGGCCCUUUGAAGUGUUGGAAGCGCUUUCCCCGCGCGAGUUUCUCCAAGGGGGAAACUGAGGCCCCGAGGGCAGGCAGGGUUCCGUUUGGCCAUGUAUCCCCAGGGCCUGGCACACAGUCAGCUUUUCAUAAAUGCGUGUGGAAUGAAUGAAUGCGGGAGCCCGCGUCUCAGGACUCAGGAGGCCACAAGCCAGCGGCCCGGGCGCCAUGCAGUAGGCGCUGCAUAGAUGGUAAAAGGCAUCAGAGGGUCGGAGUCAGCAUUUGAACCCAGGGCCGACCCUCCUUCCUCAGAGGCCGUGAGUGGGGUCCCUUCCAGCUCUCAGGCUAAGGCCCUGGGAGGGCCCCAAGCCCUGCUCAGCAUGCCUCAUCCCGGCAUUGCUGGUCACUCUGGGCUCUGUUUGUUUUUCAUUUUUUAGAUAAAGAAAACUCCCCCCCCCCCGAACUUAAACGUCAAAUAAGUUAAACGUUUCUAUAUAUGAAGAAUAGAAAAGUGGCGUGUACGGGAAACAAAAUUUCUUUUUUGUGGACCUGUUGCUUUCCUUUUUAAGUGUAUAGUAAUCCACUGUAUAAGUUAAUAAGCUUUUCUGAUCGUGUGUAUUGCCUUCUUGCCUUCUGUCUUUGUGCCUUUCUUUUUUAAAGUUCUUUUGAUUUUGGGAGCUCUAUUAUUAGCUUCCCACUUUUUUUCUGUGCCCCUCCCCUCUCUUGGAAAAAGUAAAACAAAAAUACAACCCUUGCAACAAAAGUAUAGUCAAGUAAAACAAAAAUAUACAUCUUGUGCAUCUCCUGCACCCUGAGUCAGUCACAUCUCUGGAAAUGGGUCAUCAGGCCUUUGGAGUUGGGGUUGGUUGGUACUUGUCAGAGUUUUUAAGUCUUUCAAAAUUAUGUUUCUUUACAGUGUUCUUCCAUGAAUUGCUCUCCUGGUUCUGUUCACUUCCCUCUGUGUCAGUUCAGACAAGUCUGCCAGGUUUAAUCAAUACUAUGAAACACUUGAGUAAAAACAAGUUGCCUUCACCUGCCACAUUUGAAAGAAUCGUAUAUAAAAAUCCCUCUGAGUACCAUUACAUGAAAGUCCAACUUGAAUUUCAAGAUCACGGAUUUAGAUUAACUGAUGCACAGUUCAAACAAUUGAUUGUUUUGGCCCUGAGGGACUUGUUUGGAGAGGUUGGUGCUGCCUUACCCUUUGAUGUAUUGACAUAUGAAGAAAAGACCUUGUCAGCUAUCCUGAGAAUCUGUAGCAGUGGCCUUGUGAAGUUGUGGAGUUCUCUGACCCUGCUGGGGUCCUAUCAGAACAAGAAAUGUGCCUUCAGAGUGAUGCAGGUUUCUCCAUUUCUUCUUGCAUUAUCUGGUAAUAGUAGAGAAUUCAUAUUGGAAGAGUAGGAAUUGAAUUGGAAUUCACUGAAAACGAA